CGGAUUUUGCAAAGCAAACGCUGGUGCCGCUUCUUGGGGUCGUCACAGCUAAAUCGUUCAACUUGAAAAUACUGUCCGACAAUGGCCCAAGGACUUAACAAGACCACCUUACCCGUUGUGCCAAGCGGUUCGUUGCCGUGCCAUAAAGACGUCCGCUUCGAUCCGUUCCGGUGUCCGGUUUUUGUAUUAGUCGAAGUCGCCGGUGUCUGCGCUCGGACUGGUUUUUGUUUUGUUCUCAGGUGUCCAUGCCUUCAACUUGAGAUUGGCAGCAUGGAGUUCUUCCAGCUCCGUUGCAUAGCUCAUUUCCAAGUUGGCUUCAAUCCCCGCAAGUCCUCGCCAUGAAGCUCUCCAAGUUCGCCAAGCACGCGCUCACGUUCGCCGGUCCGUCGCCGAUCCAGCAUAUGGAACGGCUGUCUAAGGCUCUGGGCAACAAGGUGCAGCUGUACGCCAAGCGUGAGGACUGCAACUCCGGCCUGGCCUUCGGUGGCAACAAGACGCGCAAGCUCGAGUACAUCAUCCCGGAGGCCAUUGAGGGGGGCUACGACACGCUCGUGUCCAUCGGCGGCAUCCAAUCGAACCAGACGCGCCAGGUGGCGGCGGUAGCCGCUCACCUCGGAUUCAAGUGCGUGCUGGUGCAGGAGAACUGGGUCAACUACCCGUCGGAGGAGGCCAGCGUGUACGAUAAUGUGGGCAACAUCGAGCUGUCACGCAUCCUGGGUGCGGACGUGCGCAGGGACUCGGCCGGCUUCGAUAUUGGUAUCCGUCCGAGCUGGGAGGAGGCCAUGGAAAGCGUUAAGAAGGCCGGUGGCAAGCCGUACCCCAUUCCGGCUGGCUGCUCCGAGCACCCCAAGGGCGGACUGGGCUUCGUCGACUUUGCUGAGGAGGUCCGACAGCAGGAGGAGGAGCUGGGCUUCAAGUUCGACUACGUCGUUGUGUGCGCCGUGACCGGCAGUACCAUGGCCGGCAUGGUGGUUGGCUUCGCGGCCGACGGACGUGCGAACAAGGUCAUCGGUAUCGACGCGUCCGCCGCACCCGAUAAGACGCGCGAGCAGGUGUUGCGUAUUGCCAAGGACACAGCGGAUCUGGUGGAGCUGGGACGCGAGAUCACAGCGGACGACGUUGUACUGGACACACGCUUCGGCGGUCCCGAGUACGGACUGCCCAACCAGGGCACGCUGGAUGCCAUCCGGCUAUGCGCUCGCACCGAAGGCAUUCUGACCGACCCUGUGUAUGAGGGCAAGUCCAUGGACGGUAUGAUCUCUAUGGUGCGCAACGGCGAGUUCCCGGAGGGCUCCAAGGUGCUGUACGCCCACCUGGGCGGCGCGCCGGCACUGAGUGCGUACAGCUACCUGUUCAAGGAAGGUUAAGUGUUGAUUGCCUUAAAGAUUGCAAACCCAGACGUCGACGCCAAAUGCUUCAGCUGUAGAACCAUUUAGGAGGUUUGUCUUGAUGCGUGGAGAUAUGAAUACAUGUACGUGUCAAACUACAAAGUUCAUAUAGGGAUUUUCAUUAAAAAUGCUCAAAACUAGGCUUAUUCACAAG
Molecule: messenger RNA, 1542 nt
Organism: Phytophthora nicotianae INRA-310
Lineage: Eukaryota; Oomycota; Peronosporomycetes; Peronosporales; Peronosporaceae
Product: 1-aminocyclopropane-1-carboxylate deaminase
Exons: 1
Coding region: 339-1367 (342 amino acids)
Biological process (GO): amine catabolic process
Molecular function (GO): 1-aminocyclopropane-1-carboxylate deaminase activity; D-cysteine desulfhydrase activity; pyridoxal phosphate binding
Source: RefSeq, a predicted model, not a curated record